GUCGUCCUCGUUCGGCGUUCUCUCCUCGGCGUUCUAUUGGCAUCCCUUGCGUGGCGAUGUCAACAACUCAGACAACAACAACAACGGUGAUGGUGACAACACAGCCAACAGCGCCCUCGAUGAACUCUCAUCAGAGCAACGCCUCCCCCCUCCCCCUCCCCAAACCGUCGUCAUCGCACAACGCCACCUCCCCCGACGGAGGCAGCACCUGCAGCAGCAGCGGGAGCAGCACCACCCACAAGGGGCACAACUUCAUCCCGAAGAAGGCCAUCCUUGGGCACAAGAGCAGCUCCUACAACCUUGGGAAGCUCCCCCCGCCGCGCAAGAGUCUCCUGACCCAGUGCAUCUACCUCCUCAGCAACCUGUUUGCGACGGUCGUCACCCUGAUGGCCUCGGUGAUGCUGCUCUUCGCGCUAUCGCACGCGGCGCACGUGCUCGAGGACGCCUCGACGUACCUGGCGGUGGUGUGCCCCGUGACGUCCUUUUUGCUCUUCUUCUCUCCGUUCGGUGUGGUCAAGACGGCCAUCAGCAAGAACUCGGCUGAGGCGCUGCCCGUGAAGCUGUUUGUGGUGCAGAGUCUGGCCAACCUGCUGGCCAUCGACUAUGGGCUGAAGGUGCAGAACCUUCCGGUCGUCGUCACUAACACCAUCGGUGAGAGGGAGGGGAGGUGACCGUGGCCGAAUCAUCGUGUAUGUGAUGUGUUUGGGAUGGCAGGUGUGUUGCUGCAAGUGACGUGGCUGUCGAGCCACCACUACAUCACCAGGAGGAACUCACGAUGGCACAGAUUCGCACUCUCUAUCGCCCUCGGUACGAUUACCCCGUCGCACCCUCACACCCUCCCCCUUUCCACCCCCGAAUACACACAUACAUGGAUGCCUGUCUGCAUCUUUUCCUCUCCGCGGUUGGUUGGGUCAGGUGUGGGUGUGGUAUUCUACAUGUGUUCGUUUGCGGACGAGAGGAUAGUCGGGGUGGGUGUGUUCGUCGCCAACUUCAUGCUCUUCGGCACACCUGUGCUGCAGCUGGUGAGCAGGGAGGAGAGAGGAAAGAAGAGCCGUUACAUGACGAAACACACACGAGGGUACGUCUGUGCGUCUUUCUUGUAGGGCGAGGUGUUGGCAACGCGCAAGUCCGACGGCAUCCCGUUCGCCAUCUCCCUUGCCAUGGUCAUCACCAACGCCUGCUGGAGUGUGUAUGGGCUGCUCGUCGAAGAUGUUGUCCUCUGGCUGCCAUCCGUUCUCGGUAGGCAGGGAAAAACCCUGCACACCACAUUCCUGACAUGGAUGGAUGGAUGGAUGUCAGGUUAUCUGCUGUCGGUGUUCCAGCUGCUGAUCAUAGCGUGGUGUCACUCGUACCUCCCGUUCGACAUCACGUUCCUUGCUCUCGUCUUCCCAUCGCCAAAGGACACAAGCGGCGACAAGACACCCAAACAAGUGCUCGUGAAGGCACUGCCGCCGGUACGUUCCACACACGGUCACCCAGCACACAGCCGGGCAGGCUUCCUCUCCUUGUCUCUCUCUCUCUCUCUCUCUGUGUGUGUGAGUGUGUGUGUGUGUGUGGUGUUCAGGCUACCAUGCUGAAGCGCUUUGCUGAGCACGAGAGGGAUCAGGUCAACGAGCCAUGAUGGGGGCAAGGAUGGAUGGAGGGAGGGAGGGGCGGCACGGCUGGAAGCCCACAUGCACUUCGUUCAUUCAUUCAUCCACUCGUUCAUUUGUUCUAAUGUACAUAUCAUCAUAUCGACCCACAAGCAGACAGACAGACACACAAGAUGGCAAUGUGAGAUUCCACUAGAUGCGACUGUCCCUUGGCUUUUUUCCUGCUUUGCUGUAUAGGCGAGAGAGGGAGGGAGAGAGAGGGAGAGAGAGAGAUGGCAUACGACUGCUUUUUCACUAUCAUGAUGACCACUACCUAUGGAUGGCUCCAUCCCUGUGUGUGUGUGUGUGUAUUUGGAUGGGCACAGAGACAGAGACAGGGGGGGGGGGGGGG
Vitrella brassicaformis is the source of this 1983-nucleotide messenger RNA. The record is from the annotation of a GenBank genome assembly. NCBI's taxonomy places the organism in Eukaryota, Vitrellaceae.